Molecule: messenger RNA, 462 nt
Organism: Durusdinium trenchii
Lineage: Eukaryota; Dinophyceae; Suessiales; Symbiodiniaceae
Source: the annotation of a GenBank genome assembly
AUGGAAGAAGUGAUUUGGCCCAGCAGCCUUCAGAGUCUUUCGUAUGGUCACACAUUCAACCAGAGAUUGCAUGGAGUGACUUGGCCUAUUAGCCUCCAGAGCAUUUCUUUUGGCAAUGAUUUCAACCAAAGCCUGCAGGGAGUGACUUGGCCCAGUAGCCUCCGGUGCCUUUCAUUCGCCGAUGGUUUGAACCAGACCCUUGAGGGAGUCACUUGGCCCAGUAGUCUCCAGAGGCUUUCACUCAGCUCUCGGUUCAGCCAAAGCUUGGCGACGGUGGAGUGGCCCAGCAGCCUUCAAAGCCUUUCGUUUACUUCGCAUGGUGGUCAGGGAAGCUCUUUGCAGGUCAAGGAGGUCGGAGCGGUUCUUCCCAGAGGGUUGCGAAGUUUAGACUUUUGGUGCAACGAUGAUGAGCUCUUGUCGAUCUCCUUCGAAGGAUUAACACCGGCGACCUCGGCCACCUAG